This is a messenger RNA of Leptinotarsa decemlineata (Colorado potato beetle), 947 nucleotides long. It is a transcript of the gene Mlc2, whose product is annotated as myosin regulatory light chain 2. Lineage: Eukaryota; Metazoa; Arthropoda; Insecta; Coleoptera; Chrysomelidae. The record is from RefSeq and is a predicted model, not a curated record. Gene Ontology annotation, molecular function: calcium ion binding.
UUCGCUUAGCGUCGCGACGCUACCGAGCGAUCGACGCCGAAACUUAUUUAAGAAACUCGACCUGCCAAACCUCCCAGUCGCGGGUGUUAUUUGGAGAAAGAACAUCGACGACACAAUGGCGGACAAAGAAAAGAAGGUUAGGAAGAAGAAGAAGGAAGAUGCAGGAGAAGCCCCCGCCGCCGCUGCCGCCCCAGCCGCCGAGACCAGAACCUCAUCGAAAAGCUCGUCCAAGAAAGCUAAACGUUCUGGUUCCAGUGUCUUCUCCAUGUUCUCCCAAGCUCAAGUAGCUGAGUUCAAGGAAGCUUUCCAACUGAUGGACCAUGAUAAAGAUGGCAUCAUCAGCAAGAGCGACUUGAGAGCCACCUUCGAUGAUGUUGGCAAGCUCUCCAACGAGAAGGAACUUGAUGAGAUGAUCAACGAAGCAUCAGGACCAAUCAACUUCACCCAGUUGUUGGGUCUUUUCGGCAACAGAAUGGCUGAUUCCGGUGGUACCGACGAUGAUGAAGUUGUCAUCGCUGCUUUCAAAUCGUUCGAUGAAAACGGCACCAUCGACGGUGAAAGGUUCCGCCACGCCCUGAUGACCUGGGGAGACAAAUUCUCGGCGAAGGAAGUUGAUGACGCUUUCGACGCCAUGGACAUCGACGACAACGGCAGAAUCGACACCCAAGGUUUGAUCACCCUCCUCACCGCGGCUGAAAAGGAAGAAGGUGAAGGUGAAGGAGAAGCAGCCUAAAGUGUGACUUUACGCAGCAGCAUCUUCCAGAUCAUUUCCAUCGUCGUUCAUAUCGAAAUUCCAUUUAAUUUUCUCAUGGUUUAACCAGUAUAUGCAGUGAGUCAAGUAUAUAAGUUUGUAUUCCAACAACUCACAAAACUCAGAGACUAAAAUAAUGUAUAUUUUAUGGAAUCGAAUGAGAUUUGAAUAAAAAUUUAAUUUCCUAUUCCACUUC